CUGAAUAUCAAAAAAAAAAAAAAAAAAAAAAAAAACAAGUGAAAAUAUGUUCAAUUGAUCCUGCAAUCCGGAAAGCAAUUGGUUAUGAAGCUCCCGAUCUCAGCUAGCAUAUACGAGCUUAAGACAGAGCUACAGAGUCUUCUCAAUAUUCAGACGGGAACAUUGGAGAUUUCUCCUUCUGAUGCAACGUUGGCCGAUUCAGAAGUUGCUGGUCUAGGCAACAACAAACAAAUUAAGCCGAUUGUGUCUUGCUAUGAAGGCAACAAUUUUGUGUGCUUGAUACGAUUUUCUCUUGAGGCCGAGGAUAUCGCGCUUCCAUUAGUCGAUAAUUCGGUGUCAGACUCAAAUAUUGAAGUUGUGUCGCUCGAAGGAAGUGAAUCUUCCGUCAUUGAGCUAUCUUCAGGAGCUAGUAGCGAAAAAAAAGGCCAAGGACAUGAAAAACCCAUUGAGACCAAACGUGAGGAGAGCCCCUCGUAUGGAUGUAUGGAGGAGGCAUACGGUAUGGGCGAUGCGAUUUUAUAUCCAGACCACGCUCAGUUAAAUCUAAAAUGAAAAUGGAACCGGAUGUUACAAAUGGUCAGCAGUCCCCCUACAUAAACAUACUGCCAGAGAACAGGCCGUUUGUUGUGGUCUUUUCUUCCCCGGAAUGUGUUCUUUGGGACAUUUUUGGAUUUCACAAACGUUCGCUGCUUAGUCACUCCGGUGACUGAAUACAAUGGCCGGCUUUACAUCGCAGCGGCCAACGAAGACACCAGGGAGUGGCGCACAACUUAUGUUCCAUGGGGCUCUAUGAGGGCGUUGGCUUUAUAAACUUCCUGCACCUGACAGCGGCCAGAGUUACUUGGCCAAACGUCGAGACUUGUUUCCUGCGAAUUUUCACGCUCCUGGAACUGUUGAAACGGAGAAGUGAGCUGUGGUGAGCCGGGAAAAUGUACCCCCUUCAGUCACAGAUAUUUGGCCCAACGAACAGGUUGAGAUCUGGAUGGAUGGUGAGAGUGGAUAUCAUCAAGGGGAGAUGCAUCCGCCAUAAACUGUUUUUGGAUGAUCAAGUUCGAGUUUUGCGACUAGAUGACUCUUAUAUAUUUUGAUUUUAUCGAAUUUAUAUUUUGAAAUUUUAACAAAAAAGUUACGAUUACGGCAGACUCGGUUGCCUACCGAUUACUCUGACUGGCAACGGUCAAAUAUUUUAUCGUAAUAGAAAAAUAAAAUAUAAUUAUUUAUGGACGUUGUUUUACUAUCGAAACGUUUCCAAGUGAAUUUUCUGCUUACUGUUAUUCGGGGAAUAAUAGUGAGUUUGAAAAUUCACUUGGAAACGUUUCGGUAGUAAAGCAACGUCGAUAAAUUAUUAUUAUAUUUUAUUAUAUUUCUACUACGAUAAAAAAUUUGACCGUUGCCUGUCAGAAUAUUCGAUAGACAAAUUAGUCUGCCGCAAUCGUAACUUUUUUGUUAACAUUUCAAAAUAUAAUUGCGAUAAAAUCAAAAUAUAUAAGCGUAUUCUAAUCGCAAAACUCAAACUUGAUAAUCCAAAAACAGUUUAUGCCGGUUGCAUCUCCCCUUGAUGAUGUCCACACUCUCAGCAUCCAUCCAGAUCUCAACCUGUUCGUUGGGACAAAUAUCUGUGACUGAAGUGGGUACAUUUUCCCGGCUCACCACAGCCCACUUCUCGGUCUAGGAGGAAUUUGCAGUGAUCCAGGCGGGCGAACGGACGGACGGACAUGGCUAUAUGAACUCGUCUCGUCAUGCUG
Drosophila willistoni is the source of this 1745-nucleotide messenger RNA. RefSeq lists its product as uncharacterized. Lineage: Eukaryota; Metazoa; Arthropoda; Insecta; Diptera; Drosophilidae. Bases 85 to 552 code for a protein of 155 amino acids. The transcript has 3 exons. The record is from RefSeq and is a predicted model, not a curated record.